Chelonia mydas (Green sea turtle) is the source of this 5451-nucleotide messenger RNA. It is a transcript of the gene EMILIN2, whose product is annotated as elastin microfibril interfacer 2. Gene Ontology annotation, molecular function: protein binding. The coding region runs from base 459 to 3659 and encodes 1066 amino acids. Lineage: Eukaryota; Metazoa; Chordata; Testudines; Cheloniidae. The record is from RefSeq and is a predicted model, not a curated record. The transcript has 9 exons.
GGGGCCUGUUUGUCUGUAAGGGUCUGCCCCUGUGUGGUUGUGUGUGCAGAGAUACUUGGUAAACUCUCUCUCUUGAAGACAAAAAAACCUCCCCAGCUGAGUAAUAUGAAGUAAUCAAGACCUGCCCCUUCCCCCUGCAGGGUGGGAAAGGAGUGGGGGUUGCCUGCCUUGCACUGGUUUGGUCAGACAAAGCGUGGGUAGAGGGGAGUCACCCGACGGGUGUGAAUCCAGUGGAGGGCGGAAGCGGGCUGGGGGGGGGCUUCUUGCGUCAGUGAGGGAUCGCAGGAGGAGAACGGAGGGAGAAAGUGGAGGGGCGAGAGGAGAGAACGGGGAUUGAGCGGAGUGUGUGUCUGUGCGGGGUGGGGGGGACGUCUCUGCACCGCGCGGUCCGCUCUAGGGCGUCGCCAGUCCCCAGCCAGGCGCGGGGCGCUCCAGCCUCGCCUGCCCUGCCGGCCGCCAUGGGGCUGCGCCCGGGACCCCUCGCGCCCCUGGGCUGGGCACUGGCGCUCCUCCUGUCGCUGGACGCCGGGCUCAGCGAGGCCACCCCGCACUUGAGGUACAACCGGCCGGGCGCCAGGAGCAAGAACUGGUGUGCCUACAUAGUGAACAAGAACGUGAGCUGCUCGGUGCUGGAUGGAACUGAGCGGUUUAUUCAGGCUCAGUACAAAUGUGCCUGGAACCAGUUUCCCUGUCAACCAACCCCAGUCUACCGUAUGAGUUUCAGACCUCGAUAUACAAUUGCUUAUAAGACAGUAACAGAACUGGAGUGGAGAUGUUGUCCUGGUUAUAAAGGUGCAGAUUGCAGAGAAGGCUCAGCAGAACAACCAAGAACCAUCCUGUUUCCCACUCCACCACCACGAACUGGUGUGAAGAAAGUCUUGGACUCAGAACCAACAGAAAUGCCCUGGGAAUCACCUGGGAAGAAAAUUCAAUUCCUUGAGGAUGAAUUGUUUCGACUUACGCAGACAGUGCUUGAUCUUCAAUCCUCCUUAGCAGGUGUGAAUGAAAACCUGAAACUUACUGUCCAAGAAGAUGCCAGUAAAAUGUUGGUCUCGUGGCUGAACAACCUUCAUGAUCACCCAGGGCCUGAUAGUGUCCUGGGUGGUGAAACAGACAGUAUUCAUCUGCCUGGAAUCCUUGGCAAUAAAGACCAGAAAGAGCCUUUUACUGAUUUUGGAAUGGAAGACAUAAAGUCUGAACUAGCUGAGGUCAAAAAUACCUUGAAGACAAAAAAUGACAAGCUGGAAGAACUGAAUGGGAAAGUGAAAAGCUAUGAAGGGCAAUUAAAACAACUGCAGGAAGCAGUACGAGGACCUACAAUAACAAUACCGAGUGGUGAUUUAUAUCAGGAAUAUCUAGAUUCUAAAAUUGAGGCCCUGAGACAAGAAAUGCUGGAAGGAUUGGAGAAGAAAAUGGCAGAUCUGAAAAACUCAUGUGAAUACAAACUAAUGGAUAUCCAGCAACAAUGUGAUGACCAUGAAACCAGCUGUUCAGAAAUAAUACAACUUGUAGAAGAAAAAGAAAAUGGCCUAAGGAAAGAAAUAAACGAGCUCAGAACUCGGAUCCAGGCUCCUUCAAACCAGUCAGAUUGCUGCAAGACCAGCCACAGUGAUGACUUUGGUCAACAGAUAAAGAAUUUGGAUGAGAAACUUGACAGAGUUGUGGAAGCACACAGAAUCUUAAAUGCCAGAAUAGAUAAUGAAAUCAUUCACAUGUCCACUCCAAAUCUAGAAGACAUCUUUGGCCCAAGAUGGGAGGAGCUAGACGCUAGAAUUAAUAUUACAGAGAGGAAUGCUGAAGAACAUUGUUUUUACAUUGAGGAAACUCUCCGAGGUGCUAUAGCUGCUGAAGUGGAUGAAGUCAGAGACUUACUUGAUCAAAAACUACAGGCACUGGAAGACAGGCUGGGUGGCACUAUUUUAGAAAUUGCCAAUGCCACAGCCUCAGAUGGACUAUCAAUUAGUUCAGGAUCAGUCUUGCACAGUGACCCAGGAUCUGGAAAUGAGCAGCUUACAACUGAGAUGAAUCUCCUGAGGAACAAACUGCAAGCCAUUGAACACCUUUGCUGGCAGAAAUGCCAAUCUGCACCCCUAGAUAUGGAAGACCUUCAGAAAAGCAUAGAAAAUGGUAGCAACAAAUAUGAAUACUUGCUUUUGAAAGUAGAAGACAACUCUUCUCUUUUGAAGUCUUUAAAUGGUUCCCUUAAUGAGAAAUUUAACUUUACUAAGAGCAACCAACAGAACAUCCAGAAGGAUCUGCGUAGACUUUGGUAUGGUCUAAACAUCAUCGAUAAAGAUGUGAAAAAUCUUCAGGUUGGCUUGAGCAGCUGCAAGGAGCAACUUCUGGGUGUCAAUUCUACAUGUGAAAAGAUCCAGCGAGGUGUAUUCAGAAAAAUAGAUGAAAUACGAAGAACAGUUGUGAAUCAAACCUCUCACCCAAAUAAUUGCUGUAAUGAGGUGAAGGAGAGGAUGGAACAGCUAAAGUACCAAAUCUUUAAUGACCUCAGGAAAUGUAAAGAGAACACUGAUGGUAUCCAAGAGGGAGUCUCGGAUGUGGAUAGCAGACUGUCCCAUGUUGAAAAAGUCUGCAGCAAAAUGGAUUCCAUCUCAGGUAGCCUGCAGCGAAUAAAAGAAGGUCUGAACAAGCAUGUCACUAGCUUAUGGAACUGCAUCAAUCAGAUGAAUGGAACCAUGACAUCUCAUUCCAAAGACAUUUCUGGCCUCAAAAAUUCUGUCCAACAGUUCCACAAGCAGGUCACCAAAAUCACCACUGACCUUCAGGAGCUGAUGAAAAUUCAGUCUGGGGCACCUGAAAAUCAACCAAGAGUACCACUGCAGAUACCACAAGAAAGAACUCCUCUGCAGCCCCCACAGCCAAGAACACCCCUGCAGCCCCCACAGCCAAGAAUAGUAAUACAGCCACCACAACAAGGAGCCCCUCUUCAGCCAUCACAACCAAGAACUCCACUACAACCAUCAUUACCAGGUUCAUCCACUUUACCACUGUUGCCUGGAUCAACUGGGAUCAUUAUGGAGACUGGACAGGCUGGUCCUCCUGGCACAGUUGUAAUGUCAGGAAGUGGACGGCCUAAAGGCAUAGAUGGUCAGUAUACCAUGCCCAUAGCUGAAGGAUAUGCAGGAGCACCAGGGUAUCCAAAAUCUUCUCCACCUUCUACAGACUCGCAAGGACCUACUGCUGCUGCCACCUCUCUGGUGUCUUUUUCGGCUGGUCUUACCCAGAAGCCCUUUCCCAGUGACGCGGGCGUGGUCCAUUUUAACAAAGUGCUUGUGAAUGAUGGAGACUAUUAUAAUCCUAACACAGGCAUCUUCACAUCUCCUUAUGAAGGGCGCUAUCUGAUCACCGCUGUCCUUGCUCCUGAAAGGGAUGAGUACGUAGAAGCAGUGCUGUCUGUCGCCAAUGCAAGCGUUGCUCAGCUUCACACAGCUGGCUAUAGAAGAGAACUGCUUGAGUAUCACAAACCACGAUCAAGGAAACGAACCUGUGGUGGUGCUGGAACAUUCCAUCUCGUUCUUCACCUGAAAGCAGGAGAUGAAGUAAACAUCGUAGUUACUGGGGGCAAGCUGGCCUACUCUGACUCUGAUGAAAUGUACUCCACAUUUAGUGGAGUUCUUCUUUAUCCUUCCAUUGCUCAUGUCUAGAUUCCUCAUGAAAAGAAGGGUGCAGAACAGUGUUCCCACACCAGAGCUGAGGAAAGAGACUCUUGAUUCAGAGAGGGCAAUCUGACAAACUUCAGUAAUGAUACAGCCUUGGAUAGGCCUGCUUUUUCAAGGUAAAAAAUUGCACUGAGUGCAUACCUUUUUGGAACUUGUGUUCUUUCCAAACCCAGCAGCACCACAGCUAGUCUUUCUGUCAACUUCUUCCAUUGCCAUGGGUGCUCCGAGACAUUAGGAGAUGCAAAGUCUAACAAAGGGUCUACGCACACUGAACUACAGGGUUUGCCAUUCUAGUCCAGAUGUUUGUCCAUCUUGUCUGGAAUCCUGUAUCUAGAAGGGGGACAGAUUAUUUCUGCCACUUUCAGUAAAUAUUGUUGGCAAUCCCAUGUUUAAUGCUACUUGUGGCCAUGUAAGAGACAGCAAAUCUGUUACUUUAAGUUGCCACAUAUGCUAUCCCCAGGCAGAUAGUGGGUAGAGUACAGCAGGAAGUGGCACCAUAUGUGCUGUAGCAGAGCCCCCACUCCAGUAGUUUUGAGGUGGUCUGGGGGCCCAGCUAUAGAGCUCUGUACAAGAGGAAAUUGUGUUUGAUGUUUAAGUGGUGGGAAGGGCACACAUUAUUCAUUUAUACUGCGAAGAGUCAAAGGCACAACUAUUUGUCUAGUGAGUAUUUCUGUACACAAUGCACUACUGUCCCAUAUUAAAGUUACUGAAUCAGAUGGAUUAUCAUGAAUAGAGUAAAAAAGCUGGUUGGAUAAAAGUAACUCAUAGGAAAUAGCAAGUGACUAGAACAAGUAAACUUCCCUAGUAGACUGUAAGUGACACGUGAUCUAUAUUAGUACCUCACAUUUACUUUUAUCAGUACAGGUAACAGAAUUGAAUAAUAUCAGCAACCUUACAGUAACUGUGUAUCAUUAAUCAGCCCCUGGAAGUAUUCUAAAGGAACAUUUGCUUUUCUUCCUGAUGAUUUUUUUUUUAAAUAGGUAUUUUCAUUAGAUAAACCUGAUUCCAUUUAAAAUAUGAAAUGCUGGUUUACAUACAUCCUUAUUUAGUACUUUGGCAAUCUAUUAUAAGAGCCAAUGAGAAUUUCAUUCUUUAAAAAGAAUAAAGAGAAAAAACCUCUUUAGUUUAAGUUUGUUUAUUGUGGCAACAUUGUUUUGAACAUCAAUAAACAUUGCACCAAAGUGUAGGUUAUUUACCUAAAGACAGUCCAGUCUUUACAAAGACCACUGUACUGGCAUAUUCACAGAGUUGAUAAUUUAACACUAACUUAUUAGUGAUUGUGUAGUUUAACAAUCAACUAUUUCACAUGUUCUCAAUUAAUAAUGAAAUAGAAAGUAUUAAGAGUUCUGCUGACCCUCACCCGAAAAACAAACCAAAAUGCAGCUUUCAUCUGGAGAUAAUUAACACUUUAAAAAAAAAGGUGAAGCAGAGUUUCAUCCUACUUAGCAGGAUUUAACAUAGGAAACAAAACAUUGAGGCAAAAGUGACAAUUCAAAAUCAUCUAAAAUUCACUAGACACUUUUAAUGUUUCAUAAUGAAGUUGUAAUUCAGUUUCUUAUUUUUAAACUCCUCCUUCAAAUGUCGAGGAGUCUAUUUCUAGGAGACCUGAAUACAAUGUCAAAUGCAUCUUUUUACCCAUUUGGCUUACAAUUGCCAGAAGUUAUGUAAUUUAGUUGAUUUAAGUGUUAAGACUUUUCCAGUUGAAGACUUUAUGUUCUAGAGACAGUAUAAUGAUGUCACGAGGCUAAGAACACAUGAUCCAGCAUCACACCUGCAC